Seriola dumerili (greater amberjack) is the source of this 1886-nucleotide messenger RNA. Its product is annotated as proteinase-activated receptor 2-like. The transcript is spliced from 2 exons. Gene Ontology annotation, molecular function: thrombin-activated receptor activity. NCBI's taxonomy places the organism in Eukaryota, Metazoa, Chordata, Actinopteri, Carangiformes, Carangidae. Gene Ontology annotation, cellular component: membrane. The record is from RefSeq and is a predicted model, not a curated record. The coding region runs from base 98 to 1261 and encodes 387 amino acids. Gene Ontology annotation, biological process: positive regulation of Rho protein signal transduction; blood coagulation; phospholipase C-activating G protein-coupled receptor signaling pathway.
CUCGGUUGGAGAAGUUAACUUAUACUUAAGAGGUUGUGUGGUGGGGAGAGUGCAACAAAAGAGAAGUGAAGCAGAGACGUGUUGAAAGCGCACAGACAUGGAUUUACCGCGAUUAUUGACGCUGCUGUUAAUUUUCUGCUGCAUUUCAGCCUCAGACGCCACAGGUGGGUCUAAAGCACGUGGGUUCUUCGGGGUUGUGGACCCUGAAAACUCAGGACAAGUUGUCGUGGACCACACAACAUCAGAAACGCUGAAGAGUGGCCUCACCACCGUCUUCCUCCCAAUCGUUUACAUCAUCGUUUUCGUGGUGGGGCUUCCCGCCAACGGCAUGGCGGUCUGGGUGUUUCUGUUCAGGACCAAGAAGAAGCACCCGUCGUCGAUCUACAUGGCCAACCUGGCUCUGGCCGACCUGCUCUUUGUCAUUUGGACGCCGCUGAAGAUCGCCUACCACUUAAACGGCAACGACUGGAUCUACGGAGAGCCGCUGUGCAAAGUCCUGGUGGGCUUCUUCUACGGGAACAUGUACUGCUCCGUCCUGUUCAUCACCUGCCUCAGCGUGCAGAGGUACUGGGUCGUGGCUCACCCUCUGUCCCAGCAGAGGAAGAACAACAAAGUGGCAAUCGGCGUGUGUGUAGCCAUCUGGGUUUUCAUCUGGCUCACCACCACUCCUCUGUACCUGUACGACCACACCGCCAAGCUCAAAGACCCCAACAUAACCACCUGCCACGAUGUCAGCGUCAUACAUGACCUCCAGAACCCGUUCCCCUCCGUCCAGCUGCCAUACUACUACUUCAUCUUCAUGGGAAUGGUCGUGUUCCUCGUCCCCUGCCUAGUGAUCAUCGUGGCCUAUAUUCUGUUGCUCCGCGCUCUGGGGAACAGCAUGGAGGAAAGCACGGCGUCAAAGAACCGACGCAAGGCCGUGAUGCUGAUCGUGACCGUCCUGGUGACGUUCGUCGUGUGUUUCAUCCCCAGUAACAUCAUGCUGGUGGUGCAUUACUCCCUGCUGAAGGACAGCGUGAUAAACAACGGCUACAGCUUCUACAUCACCACGCUGUGCCUGGCCAGUCUCAACAGCUGCCUGGACCCGUUCAUCUACUACUUUGUGUCGGAGGACUUCAGGAACCACGUGAAGAACACUUUGCUGUGCAGGAGCAGCCGGACUGUGGAGAGGAUGAGGGUUUCAUUCAGCUCCAUGAAAUACUCCAGGAGGAGCAAGUCGUACGUGUCAGACACUGGGAACACACAGAGCAGUACCUGUUAGCCAGAUCGUGAUACUGAUGCCGAUAACACGGCGUCAUACAGGCUGUGUGGAACUGGGACACUGUAAUACUGGACAUAAGGCCCAUACAUUAAAACCAAGUAACCUCAAAAGCAUCACGUAACCAAAGAUGAACUUUAAAUGUGAAGCUGGUUGUGCUGGUAUGAGGUUUGGUGCUAAAAUGUGAAACAUUAAUACAUAUUUUCUUUUUUUUUAUUAUGAAUAUUUACAUAUAUAAAUAUGUAUAAAUGAAGAGAAGGCCUGGUAAUCGCUGACACAGGUAAAUGUGCUUUUGACUGACUAGUUUACUGGAUUUAAAGCCAAUGAAAUCCGUAAUAAAAACCGCCACAUGAACCAGAUGUGUGCAGAGGGUUUUGGAGCUUAAGUAAUGCAAGUAUCAGGCGUUAUGAUGUGACUUGUGUUUUGUGUUAAGCUGUACUUAUUAUUCACUGCUGCGUUUUUCCCUUUCUUGCCUAUUCAGCACAUUCCUGCAGCAGGUUUUAAUUUGCCAUUUAAAACCACUUGUACUGACGUGAUUUAUGUUUGAGUUUUGAACUGAUGAAGAAAUUGUUGGUAUUGUUACUUAGUUGUUUUUGUUUUGUUUUUUUAAAUAAAUGAUAAAACAGGA